Fonsecaea multimorphosa CBS 102226 is the source of this 1092-nucleotide messenger RNA. RefSeq lists its product as uncharacterized. Bases 1 to 1092 code for a protein of 363 amino acids. The transcript has a single exon. Gene Ontology annotation, molecular function: oxidoreductase activity, acting on the CH-OH group of donors, NAD or NADP as acceptor; NAD binding. Lineage: Eukaryota; Fungi; Ascomycota; Eurotiomycetes; Chaetothyriales; Herpotrichiellaceae. The record is from RefSeq and is a predicted model, not a curated record.
AUGUCUCCUUCGACGCCGCUCAAACUCGCCAUCCUGGACGACUAUGCCUCCAUCUCGCUGCCUUACUUCCAGCAGUCCCUUGGGGAUCAAGUGCAGAUUGACACAUUCCCGACGACGCUCAACGCGCGGAUCCCAUCCGAGCACGACAAACUCGUGGAGCGACUGAAACCAUACACGAUCAUCUCGUCGAUGCGCGAGCGCACAUUGUUCCCGCGCUCUGUGCUCGAGAAACUCCCCAAUCUGAAGCUAUUGGUGACUACAGCCAUGAGGAACGCGGCCAUCGACAUGGCGGCGUGCAAGGAUUUGGGCAUCACGGUGGUGGGGACGACGCCGAAACCGAACGCUGUCAAGGGGUAUGAUGCGACUAACGAGAUCACCUGGGCGUUGAUUCUGGGGUUCGCGAAGGAUAUUGUUCAUGGGGAUGCGGUGAUUAAAUCGCCUUCGACGUCCGCAGCGGACCCGAAUGCCGAGUUCGGAGGCUGGCAGACGCACCUGGCCAUGGGGCUGGCGGGCAAGACGCUCGGCCUGCUGGGCUUGGGCAAGCUGGGCACGCAGUGCGGCGUGACGGGCGUAUUGGGGUUCGGGAUGAAGGUGCUGGCGUGGUCUUCCUCGCUGACGCAAGAAAAGGCCGACGAGGCGGCGCAGUCGCGCGGCUUACCCCCGGGCACCUUCCAGGUCGCCGCGUCCAAGCAGGAUCUGUUUGAGAAAGCCGACAUCCUGAGCGUGCACUACGUGCUCUCGGACCGCAGUCGCGGCAUCGUGGGAGCCGCCGAGCUCGCGUCCAUGAAAAAAUCCGCGUUUCUGGUCAAUACGUCCCGCGGACCCCUUGUCGACGAAACCGCCCUUGUCAACGCCCUCGAGGCCGGCAAAAUCCGCGGCGUCGCCCUCGAUGUCUUCGACACGGAACCGAUCCCCAAGGACACUCCCUGGCGGAAACACAACUACUGGGGCCAAAACGGCAGGAGUCGUGUCUUGCUUAGUCCACACAUGGGAUACGUCGAGGAGGAGACUAUGCAUAGCUGGUACGAGCAGCAGAGUCGGGCCAUAGCGAGCUGGAUCAAGGGGGAUGAAGUCAAGGGUAUUAUGCAGUAG